Molecule: messenger RNA, 1278 nt
Organism: Phytomonas sp. Hart1
Lineage: Eukaryota; Euglenozoa; Kinetoplastea; Trypanosomatida; Trypanosomatidae
Source: the annotation of a GenBank genome assembly
AUGGUACCCACUUCCUCAAAAGGAGGCAAGGCUUCCGCAGCCAACAGCCGGAAGGGUUCUAAGUUAGGUUUCAGCGAAUUCAUACCAUCCGAGUAUCUGAUUAAUCUUAAAAAAUACAAGUACUCAGGCUGCGACCGCUCCAUCUUAAGCCGUUAUGUAAUGCAGUCUUACUGGAACUUCGUAGUAGGUUUGGUUCCCAUGACAGUCGCCUCGAACAUGAUCACAUUCAUUGGAUUUUUGGUUGGGUUGUCAAGUCCCCUUUUGGUGUCCUUUUACUACUUCACUCAAAAUGCGGUGUAUCCGGCGUGGCUGUGGUACUACGCGGGCGCCAGCGCAUUUUUUUACCAAACAAUGGAUGCUAUUGAUGGAAAACAGGCACGCAGGACAGGGACGACAAGCCCUCUUGGUGAGCUCUUCGAUCAUGGUUGUGAUGCCUUCUUGAUACCACUUUUCCAAAUGAACGUUGUUUUGAUGGUAAAUAUGCCUCCUUGGAUGACUUUUAGCUACUUCCUACUAUCUUCAUUGGCCUUAUUUGCAUCGAUUUGGGAGCAAUAUAGCACCGGUACCCUUGAUCUAGGAUACUUUAGUGCACCUACCGAGGGAAUUCUGUUAAGCUGCGUACUCUUCUUUCUUACCGGCCGUUAUUCGACAUCGUUAUAUGACAAAAUGCUUAUAGGUCCCUAUAAUAUCCACAUCCCAGGUAGCUUGACAGCUUCGUUCUCGAAUGAUCCAAUAGUCAUUCAGAUUGGAUCGGGUCGGAGUAUUGGCUUUCUGUUCGCCGUUUGUUCAAUUGUUUUUACAAUUCUAAUGAAUAUCGCGCACGUCAUUACCGUACCAACUAUACAAAAGAGUAAGCCCAUGUGUUUUAUAAUAGCACUACCAGUGGUUCUGAUAGCAAUAUUGAAUAUUUUAUUCUAUAUCGCGUAUCCUGAAGUUCAUGAUACAUUUCCAUUAACUUUUGAGUUGAGCUUUGGAUUUCUGAUCUCGUUUAUGUCGACUCGUUUAACGUUAUCGAGACUUUCUGGGAUGCCAUACUCCUACUCAAAUCCACUCUACAUUCUAACCUUUGUUAUCACUGGAGCUUCCGUCGCUGUCCAUUUUUAUGGGUUAGAUUUCAUUAAGCGCUCUACCAUAGAACACUUCCUCGGGAUUGCCAUGACGUUUCUCACAUUAUUUGGGGUUUUUCAAUAUAGCUACAUGAUUAUAAGCGUUUUCCGUCAAGUUGCCUCAUUUUUAAAUAUUAACAUCCUUUCCAUCACACCCAAAAGACGUGAUUGA